CUUCCGCGGGCCAUUUUAAAGGCACGGUUUCCAAGGAGAAACAUCCUCACUCCCCACAACCCGUCCGCCCUCCACCACUCCACCUGCUUCUAGAAGUCUCCAGCGCCUCGCCUCCACCGCGCCAAUGGGGAAGAGCGAGGCUACGCCGACGGCGACGAAGGGGGAAGGGGAGAAGGUGAUGGUGCUGACGACGCUCGAGGUGGAUCCCGCCACCGAGGACCCUGACCUCCUCGACGCCAUCAGGAAGAAGAACAGUGCUGCCCUGACCUCCAUUCUUGAUCCCCGUGAUGAGCUCUCCGCCAAAGACAGUUCAAAUGCGGCUGCUGCUGUUUGGUAUUUCGUCAUGAAUGGCCACCACAUAACUGGCAAUCUGAACCUGCUGACGGACCUCACGCCUGUGUGUGACCGUUGGGUCCGUUCUCUCAUUGGGACAGGGCUGCCCAUGCAAGUCUGCGCACGGGGAUCUGUGAACUGCAACGGGAUCAAGCUCGAUGACGUAUGGUAUGUUCCCGGGGUCACGGUGAACAUGGUGGCGGGUGCCCAGUUUAGCAAUCAGGAAAUUUCACUCACUCUGGACCUCACGCCUGUGUGUGACCGUUGGGUCCGUUCUCAUUGGGACAGGGCUGCCCAUGCAAGUCUGCGCACGGGGAUCUGUGAACUGCAACGGGAUCAAGCUCGAUGACGUAUGGUAUGUUCCCGGGGUCACGGUGAACAUGGUGGCGGGUGCCCAGUUUAGCAAUCAGGAAAUUUCACUCACUCUGGAUUGCAGUGCCUUUUCUCUUAAGCGCCCUGAUGGCACACAGUAGUUGGCAAAGGACGUGUUAAAGGCAAUCUGUAUGAAGUAGACUUUCUCGACAUCAGUAGUACAACAGCUCCCUGGUACAUCGUCUCGAAUGCUGCUGAACACAUGACCGGCAACCUGCACCUCCUGAGCAACUUCACCCCCACCCAGCCAGGCCGCCAAGUCCGGACACACACCGGUGCGAUGCUGCAGGUGCGCGGGAAGGGGUCUCUGAGCUCCACCCAGCUCUCCAUUCCCAGCGUCAGCUACGUACCAGGGCUCACGGAGAACAUCAUCUCAGUGACCCAGCUCACCGACAGCGGCUUCAGUGUCGCGUUCAGUCCCCAUGGCUGCACCAUCACAAGGAACCGCGAUGGGAAGACGGUCGGCUGUGCGUACCAUGCCGGUGGCCAGCUCUACCGGCUCAACUACCUCAGGGUUGCUGACAGCAAGUAGCCUGUAUGAGUUGCUGACAGACAUAGUGAACCCAAAGCAGUGAGGUAAACCCUACGAGUUGCGAAGAUGAAGAGGAAAUUUAGUUGCGAAGGCCUUUUUUGGCUGUGAACGAGUUGUUAGCUGGUUUCCUGUAUGAAAAAACUCCUGGGUGCUUCGGUUAAUGUUCAGUUACGAUCCUGAUACUUGCUACUAUGUCUUGGCAUAUUACCGCUAACCAGUUACGCAUGGGUUUCUGCAUUUACCAUGGAUGUGGUUAAUAUGUAAGUAUUGUUGGUUGCAUGA
Messenger RNA from Aegilops tauschii subsp. strangulata, 1519 nucleotides. NCBI's taxonomy places the organism in Eukaryota, Viridiplantae, Streptophyta, Magnoliopsida, Poales, Poaceae. The record is from RefSeq and is a predicted model, not a curated record.